AUGUCGGUGCAGAAAAUCAAAUCCAACAUGAAUGUUUUCGGUUCCGCCGUCCUGGACAAAAUUCGCCACCACCACCUGCAAUUUUCCAAUGAAGAUGAGAUCAUCUUGCACUAUCGAAAUGACAUCAAACAAUCCAUUUCUGGGUUAAAGUUUAUCGUAUCUCAAAUGCAUCGAUUAUCAAAAAAUCACUGGAACAAAUUAUUCAAAACAAACUUAAAAAUUUGCAAACAAUUCAUAGAUCUUAUUGGAGACAAUUCCUUGCAUUUUGAAGACAUAGAAAAGUAUUACCAUCAAUUUGAUGCGUGGCAGGCUGAAGAAACCGUGCCACUGGUGCACCCAAAGGAAAGACAGUUUUUGAUAGAAAGUGUAAAUCACCAAUUGAGAAACUAUCUGCUUACAAUACAACAGCUUCGUGACCGCGUGGUGGGGGAGUGGGACUACCAUGCUGAGUCGAUGAAAAUUCGAGUGGGGGAGAUGAUUGGGUAUCUCAAACUGAUUCUUCAGCUAAUCAAGAAACGCAACAAGAAGAAGUCCAAUUACGACAAAAUCCACAAUAAGGUGGAUAAACUCAUGAAAAAGACAACCGAGCUCGAACCCAAAGAACGCAAACAACUAGAAGCUUUGGACCACGAAUUGCUCGAAGCAGGUCGUAUAUUCACUCGGAUCGACGAGAAACUAAAGGCUAUACUUCCACACUCGUUAUCUCUUCUUGACGAGUUUGUGGAAAAUAUCACGAAAAUCACCUUCUGCAAGCAAUUGGAUCUCUACCAAGACAUAGACGCAUCGCUUCGUUACUUUGGUGAGUUCCAGGGCUUGUUAGAUACCAAAGAAAAAGCUCCACAUAUACCCCAAUUGGACAAAAUCGAAGACCUCUGGAACGAAGCGGUCACUCCUACUAGACUCCAGAUCGAGUCUUUUAUCUCCAUAAUCCACAACAAGCGCCCAGAACUUCUUGAUACCGAGAUCGACGACCAGGACAAAACCCUGAAACUUUCCAAUGCAUGGACCAAAGUCACCAACAAAGUAGUGGACAAGAACCACGUAGUCAAGGCAAAGGACGAGAAGAACGGAAUAUUCACCGAUUACUUGGAAGCAGACGCAUUGCAGUCUUUUGAAAAGUUCAACAAUCCCAAAUACAACAUUUCAGAAACCUACCAUCCUCACAAAAUCAUAAAAGCUGACGACAUAACUCCUCCACAAUCUGCCGUGGCUGCUCCUCCACUUCCUCCCAGGACCAAUACUGCUCGUAAGCUGGUUAUUCCUCAGUUUCACAAUGGUCCUCCUGUGCCUCGUCGUCAUAACUCACAAUGGUUUGUCCCAGCAGAUAACGAUUCGGAUUCGGACUCGGCCUCAAUUUCCUCAGCUUCUUCGAUUUCUUCCUUUUCUAGUGUUAGUUCUCUACCAACAGAGUCAACUAUGAGGGACGACGACUACAACAAGAAUGUUUCCAAGCUAUACAAUUCAGCAAAAAAUGAAAUCACAGAGGCCCCAAUUACAGCAGAGUUGCCUGAUUUAGGCCAUCAUAGAGUUCCAGCUAACAUCACCGAGCGAUUAUUUCUGCUUUCUGUGUACUUUGCAAAGCUAGUCGAUGCUGCUGACGGAACCACAAAAACAGCCAAGUUUGAUUUUGACGGUGUGGAGCCAGGCGAUCUCUCGUUCCGCAAAGGCGAUGUUGUUUCAAUUGCAUACGAUUUGGGAACUUCAAAGUGGCUCGUAGGGUACAUGAAAGGAAAGGACGAUAUGAGAGUUGGCUUUGUUCCCAGCAACUACUUUUAG
Messenger RNA from Meyerozyma guilliermondii ATCC 6260, 1776 nucleotides. RefSeq lists its product as uncharacterized. The record is from RefSeq and is a predicted model, not a curated record. The coding region runs from base 1 to 1776 and encodes 591 amino acids. The transcript has a single exon. Lineage: Eukaryota; Fungi; Ascomycota; Pichiomycetes; Serinales; Debaryomycetaceae. Gene Ontology annotation, molecular function: lipid binding; protein binding. Gene Ontology annotation, cellular component: medial cortex; mating projection tip; actin cortical patch. Gene Ontology annotation, biological process: plasma membrane tubulation; endocytosis; actin cortical patch localization.